UCUGUGGUAUUUAUACUGAAUGGAGAGCUGGUUAUGAAGACAGACCAGUGUUUCUGGGUAGCCAUAGGAAGAAACAGACCUUGCAUGCUCUCCAGAAUCACUAACUGCUUGUAGUUUGGGGGGGAAAAUGCAAUGCAACCAGGACCUGGAUUUUUAUCUGAGCUUAAUUCUAUGCAUUAUUGCAGUAUUAUUUUUAAUUAAUCAAAUCACUUUUCCUGCUCCUUAUGGGAAACACGUGGAGAGUGAAAAGAAAAGUGCCCAUAUCAUGGUGCCAGCCAAGUAUGGCUGGUUUAUCCAGGAGUUACCCUCAUUCUUGGUGCCACUGCUGGUUAUACUAUACAGACAGCAAUGCAGCUCCUUGGGCUGCAAGCUGCUCCUUUUCAUGUUCUGUGGACACUAUUUUCACAGGACAUUUAUCUAUUCACUCUUCACAAGAGGAAGACCAUCACCUCUACACAUAGUAAUUAUGGCUGUCAUAUUCUGUUCCUACAAUGGAUUCUUGCAAGGGCACUGUAUGGUUUAUAGUGCUUCCUACUCCCAAGACUGGUACACCGACAUCCGAUUUGCAUCAGGUGUACUCAUAUUCCUUAUUGGAAUGGGAAUCAACAUCCAUAGUGACCAUGUUCUGCGUAAUCUAAGAAAACCUAAAGAACUCACCUACAAGAUUCCAAAAGGUGGAAUGUUCAACUAUGUCUCGGGGGCAAAUUUUCUGGGUGAAAUUGUGGAGUGGUUUGGUUAUGCUAUAGCAUCAUGGACCCUGCCAGCUUUUUCUUUUGCUUUCUUUACUUUGUGUUCCAUUGGUCCAAGAGCUUAUCAUCAUCACAGGUACUACCUCCAGGUUUUUAAAGACUACCCUAAAGACAGAAAAGCUUUAAUUCCUUUCAUUUUUUAACAACAUAAAAACAGGUCAGGGUUUUCUGGUUCUAAAGAUUUUUCUGGUACAAUAUUAAUGGGAGACUUGGCUACCAGUCUUUUUUACAUUGGACUUAAUUGGACAUUGGUUAUCUUACUCCACACUUGAAUUAUACCCAAUGGAUUUUCUGAUUGUAUAUGGCAUAUGUUGACAUCUUCUCCACCUAAAAUAUACCUGUACUUUUCUAUUAAAAAAAAUGUUUUUAUGC
Molecule: messenger RNA, 1121 nt
Organism: Spea bombifrons (plains spadefoot toad)
Lineage: Eukaryota; Metazoa; Chordata; Amphibia; Anura; Pelobatidae
Gene: SRD5A2
Product: steroid 5 alpha-reductase 2
Exons: 5
Coding region: 128-892 (254 amino acids)
Biological process (GO): steroid biosynthetic process
Cellular component (GO): membrane
Molecular function (GO): 3-oxo-5-alpha-steroid 4-dehydrogenase activity
Source: RefSeq, a predicted model, not a curated record